Habropoda laboriosa is the source of this 2317-nucleotide messenger RNA. RefSeq lists its product as uncharacterized. NCBI's taxonomy places the organism in Eukaryota, Metazoa, Arthropoda, Insecta, Hymenoptera, Apidae. The record is from RefSeq and is a predicted model, not a curated record. The transcript has a single exon. The annotation marks the transcript as partial.
AUGGAUGGGUCGAGAAGUGACGCUGGAUCGAACAGUUAUUUCGCGGACGAUCGAUACUUCGCAACGUGGAAUUUUGAGGAGAACGAUGGCCAAUCGAAGAGUUAUUUGAUAGAGAAAAAAGAUGACGGAAGUACUGGUGAAUCGAAGAAUCGUUUAGUGGACAAUUUCCAGAAUAAUUACAACACGAAAAAUGAAGACAAUCAACGUGAACCAUCUCCGAUGUUCAAUAACGCUAAAAACAGUUAUUCCACGAUAAAAUCACUCUUUACACCGAGACCUGAUACCAAGGAUCAUACAAAACACGGAUCGAGCAGUCAUUCAGAAGAUAAGUUACUUCCGUGGCGAAACCUCGAGAAAAAUACGAAAGAUGACGAUAAUCAAGGCUCGACGUACUAUUCGGUGGAAAAUUUCCCUGCUUCGCGGAAUCUCGAGGAAAACGAUCGCGCAGAAAAUGAAUAUAAUCACGGAUCGAUAAGCGAUUUAGCGAAAAGCUGGUUACCGCCGUGGAAUCCCGAGGAAAACGAUAACACAGCGGAUGAAGGUGAUCGCGAGUCGAUGAAUGAUUCGACAGAAAAGUCGUUUCCAUCUUGGAACCAGAAGAGAAACGAUCCGGACCUGACGAGUCGCUCCGUGGAAACCUCGUUUCCGUCGUCAAAUCGGAAAAACAACGACGUCUCGAAGGAUUUAAUUAAAGAGAGGAAGGAUUUCGCGCUCGCGGAGGGACCAGAGAGGCGAUCGAACGGCGACGAGGAGGAAAAUUACACGGUGGUUAGGAGCGCGGAGGAAGGUGAAACGACGGUUGUUCAGGAUGAAAGUUGGUUUUCGAAGGAUGACGAAGGGACCGGCGGCGCGUUGAAUGGCUCGGGAGCCGGUGAAAGGAGCGACGUUAAAGAGAAUUUGUCGCGCGAGCUGAAUGGGCAAUCGAUGAAUGAACUCGGGAAGAGUUUCAGUCGAAGUUACUACUUCGACGUGGGCAACAGUUUCUCGCUAACCUUGCACGAGCAACGCGUUAAGAACGAUGACGAGAUUGGAGAACGCGAGCAGAGUACCACUGUAGCCCCUUUUCAAUCCUAUUUACACGCAGAAAACGACAACGUAGAUUACGAAAAUACCGAACUCGAGGAAGAAAAUUCUUGGUACAAUUUAUCGUCGAUGUCCGGUGCUUCUGCGAACGAGAAACCUCGAAUUUCAAAGGAAAAAUCAAUCUCGAUCGAACGGAACAUAAACGUCGAAUUGCCAAACGAGAUCGGGGACGAUUUCCAUAAUUCCGAUCGAUCGUUGGACGGCUCACAGAGAGCAGACAGGGAAGAAGGAUAUAAACGAGGCGAGGAAUCGAUCUCUGGAUCGGUCGAUUCCCCUCCAGCCACGCGGCGGCGUCUCGCCGGAAUGCAGGAGGACCGUGUCGUUUUUUUUCGCGGGGCUCGAUCUUCCGCAAAGACGUCCGAGCUGUUCAGAAGCCGUAAAGGUCGAGCGGCGGAACAGGAUCGCGGGAAGAUCCUUGAAAGGGGAACGAGCGAAACGAGAUCUCGUGAUCGAUUGCCCGGGGCCACUGAUCCUUCCGUUGAUUUUCGUGAGAUCGACUCAGCACGCGGGACCUUCCACGGUUACCAAAUAACGGAUCGUGAAAAUCGACUCGACGAGAACGUUCUUCGAGAUCGUUUCGCCUCUACUUCGCUACGUGGAUACAACGAACUGUUCAACGAAGAGACGGCGAAUACAGCGACCGAUGAGAUGGAGUUAAAUUCGAGAGAAGGUAUCGCAACUGAUGUGCAGAAAAAUUCCGAGGAAUCGAUCGAGUUGAAUAGGAGAAAUGGGAAAUUAGCCGAUCUCACGAGUCCAGAACGAUGGAACAACAUUGGAAAGUUUGGGAACGAAUUGGACUCGAGAAAGGAGAAAUCGUACGAUUUUGGAGAUGACGAAGAGUUUAAAUAUGGAGAUUUGCGCGACGUGUUCUCGGAUGUUGGAAAGUUCGAGAAGGAGGAAGCUUCGGAGGUGGAGUCGUUUUCAAAUGUUGGACAAUUUAACUUGGAAAGGUCGUCGUUCUUUCGAAAGACUGGUUUGCAUCGUGAGAAAGGGAUUGGUGUUCGCCGUAAGAGAUACACGAAUUACUAUUCGCCACAAUCCGUCACCCCCAUGGCGUACGUGCACAUUCAACCGUCAUAUCCGGUACCAGCGGCUCCAACACCGAACCGGAAAUGCGUACGGUGUAUGGUUGUUUACAAGCCAUGCCCUUCGGCGCAUAAACCGAUGCACAACAACGUCCUUCCUGCGUAUAAGUAUGGGGAGUUUGUUUCGAAUUGGCAAGGGCUGAAAUACG